Molecule: messenger RNA, 421 nt
Organism: Symbiodinium pilosum
Lineage: Eukaryota; Dinophyceae; Suessiales; Symbiodiniaceae
Source: the annotation of a GenBank genome assembly
CCUGAACCUGGGCAACUUGCCUGCGCGCCUGGCGAACCUUGUGCGGAGCCUGAACCUGGGCAACUUGCUUGCACGCCUGACGAACCUUGUGCGGCGCCUGAACCUGGGCAACUUGCUUGCACGCCUGGCGAACCUUGUGCGGAGCCCGAACCUGGACAACUUGCCUGCACGCCUGGCGAACCUUGUGCGGAGCCUGAACCUGGGCAACUUGCUUGCACGUUUGACGAACCUUGUGCGGCGCCUGAACGUGGGCAACUUGCUUGCACGCCUGACGAACCUUGUGCGGCGCCUGAACCUGGGCAAAUAUCUUGACCUCGAAUGGCUUGCGGGGCGCCCCGCACUCGAUCGGCUCGGUCAUUGGCCGUCACGAUCCUGGCCGCCGCAGCGGGACUUUGGAAUCCUUGCGCUGCCGGACGGCUAG